This is a messenger RNA of Camelina sativa (false flax), 1122 nucleotides long. The record is from RefSeq and is a predicted model, not a curated record. NCBI's taxonomy places the organism in Eukaryota, Viridiplantae, Streptophyta, Magnoliopsida, Brassicales, Brassicaceae.
AUGUUCGGUAUUCUAGGGUUUAACGCCGCCAUGGGAAAAAGGAAGAAGCAAGUAGUUCCCAGCCCAAGUAAGUCCCCACCAAGAGAAAACUUGAAGGAGAUCCCAGCUGAUGUCUUGGUUAACGUACUCUCAAGAUUGCCAUUGGAAGACGUUGCGAGGUGUCGUUGCGUGUCAAAGCACUGGUCGUCUGUACUGCGUCGUCGAGAUUUCACCCAACUGUACCUGGAAGUGUCAUCGGCUCGGCCACGUAUCCUAUUCACCUUUGUGCACGAGGGUAAGCGGAUCUUCUACUCCAUACUUCAAGAUGUAGAUCCAGACCGCGACUACUCCAAUGCUAUAUCUCCCUAUUACCAGAUGCAUUUCCCUAAAGGUUUGGGUUCCUUUCAUGAUGCGUGUCCCUCUAUACGUGCCUUCAUCUGUAACAAAUAUAGGAAGCCGAUGAUCUGUAACCCUAGUACAAGACAAUACAUAUCUUUACCCAUAUCGACAACCAAGGGGAAUCAGAUGAGACCUUAUUUCGGGUAUGAUCCUAUCGGCAAAGUCUUCAAGGUAUUUUGCGUGUCCGAUGAUUUUGUGUGUCGAGUUACAACAUUAGGAACAGAAGUAGUGACCUGGAGAAGGGUCGAAUGUUUGAUACCCCAUUGGCCUUUACAUUCUGAGAUAUGUAUCGACGGGGUGUUGUAUUAUUUGGUUGGGUGCUUGGAAGAUGGAACUCGACUAGGUUAUAGGGUAGUAUGCUUUGAUGUUAAGUUGGAGAAAUUGAAGUUUGUAGGUGGUGUUGUUGGGUCAUUAAUUUUGUAUUCAUCUUUCAUAAAUUACCAUGGUAAGCUGGCUUCUGCAACCAAAUUAGUGAAAUGGUCGCAUAUUGUCUACGAAUUCCCAGAUUGUUGGUUUGAUUUUGUUGCCGAUACCGACAUAAAGAUUGUCGGGAUGACUAGUGCAGGUGAAAUCAUACUCUCGACAUGCUCUCUAGUGGAACCUCUCUACGUGUUCUACUUCAAUGUAAACAAGAAUACUCUAACUAGAGUAGAGAUCGAUUUCGAAAUUGUAGGUAAGAAGGCUUCCAACUCACAGGUUUCAACAUUGAUAAACCAUGUAGAGAAUGUAAAGCUUAUGGAUUAG